Molecule: messenger RNA, 2724 nt
Organism: Coregonus clupeaformis (lake whitefish)
Lineage: Eukaryota; Metazoa; Chordata; Actinopteri; Salmoniformes; Salmonidae
Gene: klhl23
Product: kelch-like family member 23
Exons: 4
Coding region: 347-2035 (562 amino acids)
Molecular function (GO): protein binding
Source: RefSeq, a predicted model, not a curated record
AGACUGAAUGGGAAGUGACUCUGCAGUGGGGGAAUUCCUCAAUCAAAUUAAAAUAAACUACCAACCAUACUAUUUUUUGGUUCACUUGGGGGUAGGAUUCUACUUGUGCGCAUCGAUGCCGUCUUUACUCAACCAUUGCCGUGGUAGGAGAACGUGUGUCCAGGGAAUAACGGGAACGGUGAUUCGCUGAAGCAGUCUACUUGGCUGGUUGUAUGUAGCCUAUUAUCUGGAAAGCAGGCUGGAGUAUAUGGAGCAGGGUGACAGCCGGCGCCUCUCCAACUAUACACAGAUACCAAAAUAGGACAGCGUUGUGCAGCAAACGUCCUGAGAGCUAAUUUGAGCCACUAUGUCAGACAAAGGAAAAGAAAGCUACAUUUAUGACUUUUGUGACAUCACCCAUCCAAAUGAACUAUUGGAUGCUCUGAGAGAGUUCUACCUCGGUGGCAUAUUCACCGACAUCACCCUACAAUGUGCCACAGGACAAGUAUUUUACUGUCACAAGGCAGCAUUGUCAGCUCGCAGCUCUUAUUUCAAAGUCAUGUUCACAGCCGACAUGAAGGAGCGGUCAAACAACCUCAUCAAACUGACUGGGAUUGAUUAUGAAGUUCUGAGUGCUUUGGUGAAUUACGUAUACACUUCCAAGGUGAACAUCACUGAGACAAAUGUACAGAGCCUGCUGGAGGCAGCAGACCUCUUACAGUUCAGCUCAGUGAAGAAGGCUUGCGAAGACUUCCUUAUACGCUUCCUGGAUGUGGACAACUGCCUGGGUAUGCACUCUUUUGCUGAGCUGCACAUCUGCCCUGAGCUGGAGCGGGAGGCACGAAGGGUAAUGCUCAGCAGGUUUGAGGAACUCCUACAGCAGGAGGAGUUCUUGGAGGUGGACUACGACAAGCUGAGUUCAGUCAUGUCUCUUAAGAACCUCAACGUAUGGAAGGAUGAAGUUCUCUUGGAUGCCGUGGUCAAAUGGGUCACCCAUGACGUUGUUAACCGUAUUGAUCACGUUCAGGACCUACUCUGUUGUAUCCAUCUUGAGCUGGAUGAGAUGUACUUCAAGACUGCCCUGGAUGUACAGAGACAAUGCUUACUGGGCAAUGAGGGAAAAGUAAGGUCAUUGAUUAUCAACGCUUUGAAGUCCAACUGCAAAGAGACUUCAGCGAGCAGGAAGAAACUGUCCUCAAGCAUGUAUGUUAUUGGAGGGUACUACUGGCAUCCACUCUGUGAAGUCCACAUAUGGGAUCCAAUAAGCAACACAUGGGUGCAAGGAAAAGAUAUGCCUGACCAGACAAGGGAGAGCUAUAGUGUAUCUUUACUCGGGGCAAAUAUUUAUGUGACUGGGGGUUAUAAGACUGAGACUAUUGAAGCCCUGGACACAGUUUGGAUUUAUAAUGGUGAUUGUAAUGAGUGGACCGAGGGAUGCCCCAUGAUCACUGCCAGAUACUACCACUGUUCUGUGGCUUUACAUGGCUGUAUCUAUGCCAUAGGAGGGUACAGAGGAGGAGCUAUACAACUUGAGACUGAAUUCUAUGACCCCUUAAAAAAGAAAUGGUUCCCUACAGCCAACAUGAUACAAGGUGUAGGAAAUGCCACUGCUUGUGUCAUGAAUGACACAAUCUAUGUGACCGGUGGCCACUAUGGAUCCAGAGGAAGCAGCACCUAUGAAAAAAUUCAGGCCUACAGGCCAGACAUAAAUGAGUGGAACAUUGUCACAAUAAGUCCUCAUCCAGAGUAUGGCCUGUGCUCUGUUUCUCUGAACAACAAGCUGUACUUGGUGGGAGGACAGACUACGAUCACAGACUGCUACGAUCCAGAGAGAGAUGAGUGGAGGCAGUUGUCAGUGAUGAAGGAGAGGAGGAUGGAGUGUGGUGCUGUAGUGAUCAAUGGCUGCAUCUAUGUGACAGGGGGAUAUUCCUAUUCAAAGGGGACAUAUCUGCAGAGCAUUGAGAAGUAUGACCCAGAGCUGGACACCUGGGAGGUUGUGGGAAGCCUCCCUAGCCCAGCAAGAACACACGGAUGCAUUUGUAUUUACAGUGUGUAGUGUCUUUCAAUGUACUUUUACAACAAACAUCAACUAAAUCCCGCGGAUGCAGUUCCUUCGUGCCAUACAGCCCAUGAGUGGCAGGGGCUAUGUAUGUGUGUGACAGGUGCUAAGAAUCUUUUUACAAAAAGUGACAUUAUUUAGAGUAUCUUUUAUACCCAAUUGGCCAAAAUGAAUGUUCAGUGACAAAUGAUUGCUGCUGGUUUAAUAUUACAAAAAGAGCACAUACUUUUCAAUCCACUUACAUUGAAUGGCCUAUAUCUAACACACUGGUUCUCAUGCACUUUACAUUACCAUUUGUGUAAUUUUGGCUUAGACUGGUAAACCUGAUAGAGCACUAGAUAUGCACGCUGUUUUUAGACAAAUCUCUACAUUUGAAGCACAAAUGUCAUCAACCAUACAUCUGAACCUUAGGGUUUUGGGUAUGCACAAUUAUUCAGGUUUCCUUUGUGGAGACCUCUGAUUCUGAAUGUAAAAAUAAUUAACUAAAACAGCUGUCGAUAAAAACCAAACUGAUGAUUAUGGAUGCAAAAAUGUAUAGGCUGAAGCAGACCACUGCCUAAACGUUGCAACAGUCUGCGGUUGAUUGAUGCAGUAUGCACAUGAUUUGACUUGAUAAAUGGGGUGGCGCACAAUGGGGUGGCGCACAAUUGGCCCAGCGUUGUCCAGGGUAGGGGAGGGAAUGGCCG